This is a messenger RNA of Myxocyprinus asiaticus (Chinese sucker), 3322 nucleotides long. RefSeq names its product MON1 secretory trafficking family member Bb (gene mon1bb). Lineage: Eukaryota; Metazoa; Chordata; Actinopteri; Cypriniformes; Catostomidae. The transcript has 7 exons. Bases 390 to 2219 code for a protein of 609 amino acids. The record is from RefSeq and is a predicted model, not a curated record. Gene Ontology annotation, biological process: protein targeting to vacuole; vesicle-mediated transport.
AUCGUCAAGCUUCCUGAAGUACCGGCGGCUGAGUUAGUUUCGCUAAGCAUAAAAAAAAGAAUGUCUUUUGGUUUUAAUGAUGACUAAUUUAUUUGAUCGGAUAUGAAUAUGAUAAUGACGAAUAGUGAUUCAGUUCAAGAGAGAAGUCAAUUGUCGGACGACAUAAUGAGGUUUUGCCAUAAAUAAUUUAGACGAGCUCAAGUAACUGUUUUGUAAUCUCGAGCUCUGUGAUUCAAACCAGUUCUUAUUAUUUUACUCAUUUAAAUAUAUAGUUGGUUAUCUUUAUUAAACUCUUUACUGUUGAAGCCUUGCGUGACAGUGUUUAAACUCCACGGACUGUGCAGAUAUGGGAUAACACACAGCAGUAAUCGGAUUAAUCGGUUGUUUGAAUGCUGACAUGGAUCAGAACAGUCGAGAGACUCGGAACAGUGGAGGAGGUGAAGAUAUGUGAUCCAUCCAUCCUCCCUCAAUGUCUUGAUCAGACGGAUGUUGCUUAUUCAGACAGUGAUGUCCCAUCAGAAAACCACACAGACUUCAUCACAGAGGGUAACCAUUGUGUGAACGAAGAUCACAGGAUGUCUUCAGACCCAGAGGGGAUCUUGGAGUCAGAGUCAGCAGACCUUACAUCAGAGGAGAACACUCAACCACAAGAACAUUUAACAGAUAUUCAGAAGCUACAUAUUGUUGAUUAUGACAGGUCUUUGGGUGCUGGCAGUUCGGAGACUGAUUCUGGCAAAGCAUCUGAGGACUCUGCCCUAGUGGACAGUGGCCAUGAUGACUCGGGCGAGUUUGUUGUAACUGUGUUAGCCCGGGGUAAAGUGGAGGAGCAGGGAAUGGGGAUGAAAGGGGCCUCAUCCCCUCUUUCCGAGACCGGCACACCUCUUGGACCUCCCUCGCACAGGAAUGAGGAUGUGACAGCGGAUAGAUGGAGACAACACAGGAAGCAUGUGUUUGUGCUGAGUGAGGCUGGGAAGCCCAUCUACUCUCGAUAUGGUAGCGAGGAGGCCCUGUCUUCCACCAUGGGAGUGAUGAUGGCUCUUGUUUCCUUUGUUCAGAGUGGAGAUAAUAUCAUUCGCUCAGUUUAUUCGGAUGAACAUACGGUUGUGUUCAUGCAGAGAGGUCCUCUGGUGCUGGUGGCCGUCUCCUGCAGCCGCCAGUCAGAGCAGCAGCUCCGUCACGAGCUGCUCUACGUCUAUAACCAGAUCGUCAGCAUGCUCACGCAGGCCAGCAUCACCCGCAUCUUUGAGCACAAGAAGAACUACGACCUGCGCCGUCUACUGGUUGGCUCGGAGAAGAUUCUCGAUGGUCUCCUGAACCUCUUGGACUCGGACCCCAGCUUCUUACUCUCCGCUGUGCACUGUCUCCCCCUGGCCUCGUCUCUCAGGGACUCCCUCAGCCAGAUCCUCCUAAAGGCCAUCACGCCCAACCUGGUCUUCUCCAUCCUCAUAGCCAAGAACCAGCUGCUCACCAUAGUCCAAGAGAAGAUGGUCAUUGAAGAUGCCAGACUGGACCCUGCUGACCUCCACCUUCUGCUUAAUCUCAUCGGGGCCUCUUCUGCCUUCCAGGCCGGGGAGAUCUGGACGCCCAUCUGUCUGCCCAGUUUUAACCCUGACUGUUACUUUUAUGCAUACAUUUCCUAUCUGGACCCUCCAGAAUGUACUGUGUGUCUGGUUCUUCUCUCCACUGAUAAAGAGGCAUUUUAUUCCAUGGCUGAGUGUAAGAGGAAGAUCGAGGAGGCGAUGCAAGCGCAGAAUGCACUGAACUCCAUAGCGAAAGCUCACUCGUACAGUGUUAGUCAGGUGGGAGUUUCUGAUCUCAGGCAUUUCAUGUACAAGCCCUUUGAUGUGCCAGACAACCAUCGACAACUAACACAGUUCACCAGCCCUGAAAUGGAAGCCCCUUACAGCAGUGAGGAGGAGAGAAUGAGACUUCUAGACCUGUACAGAGACCUGCACGGCCGUAUCCACAGUACCUCACGCCCCCUAAAGCUCAUCUAUCACGUGGCUGAACGUGAGACUCUGCUGGCUUGGGUCACAAGCAAAUUUGAAUUGUACACCUGCUUCAGUCCUCUUGUCACAAAAACCUGUGCCAUUAACGCCAUCACCAAACUGCUGCGCUGGAUUAAGAAAGAGGAGGAGCGUCUAUUUAUUCGAUACCCUCCGAAGUACUCCACCACCCCCAACCCCAGCAAAAGCUCUAAAGGAGAUGCACACUCAUAGACUGACCCACCUGCGAUAUGACCACUCAAAUGGCUGCAAUCCCUGCAUUUACACUUAGCAACUCUGUUUAGUAGUACAAUGGUGUUGAGUUAACCAAAUGAUACCAAUCCAGAGUCGGUUCAUAAUUUGAUACAUCAUGCUGCUGUUUUUUUAUUUUGUUUGUUUUGUUUUUUCCUGUUUGAUAGACAUGUCCUGCACUGGAUCAUUAGAAUAAAUAUCACAUUUUGAAGAAAGUGAUGAGUUCAUUUUUACAGAAACCGAAAAGUUUCUGCAAAGCCUUGCAUCCUCACAAAAAACAUUCAAGCAUUACGUAAGAAAAGACUCAAUAAAAUGUGGAUUUUUUUCCCAGUCUUACACAGAGUUGAUGGCAUUGACUGUGUCAAUGGAGCUAUAGUUGAAUUGUUUUACUUCACUGUAAAAUAUUUUUUUAGUUUAAUUACAUAUAGAUUAGAAAAUGUUUGUUAGGCUAGGAAAUUAAAUAUUUGUUGAAUUGGUCUCCCUAUAUGAAAAUCAAGAGGCAAGCUAUUUAUUAUGGCUUGAACAGUUGUUCUGAUUAUGUCUUAUUUAGCAUGCAUACAUAGGCUGUGCAAACCUUUACAUUGCACCCCUUUCAGUUGUUCUUAUGUACUUUGUGAUUUAUUCUUUUGGCGUUUUAUAUUUGAAACCAAACAGACCAAACCUUGCUUCAUUUUAAUAAAAAAACUAUUUUGACAAGCUGCAAUUUAUCAGUACACUUUGAAGAGGAUGACAGUUCUUUUAUCUCAGUUCUUUAACAAAAUCUACUUUACUAUGACUUUUUUUUUCUCUCUCUCUCUUUGGUUUCCUCUUCGACUUUCCGGUCUAUUUUGACAUUUACUCUUUUUGGCAUGUGCAAACCAUUAUGACAUCCUCAUAUUGUAAAAGAAAAAUCAGGACACUGUAGUAUCUGAGUUUUAAACCACUGGACAUAAUAGUAAAAACUGUGCAAUGUAAAAUAUUUGGAGAAAUAUAUUCUUGCUAUUUUCUCAAGGUUCUUUUUCUGGAAAAUGGAUUUGUUCAAAACAAUGUUAUUCAGAGGAAUAAUAUAUUGGUGCUGUAAUAAAUCUCUGAAGUUGCUCAAAUUA